Molecule: messenger RNA, 3606 nt
Organism: Endocarpon pusillum Z07020
Lineage: Eukaryota; Fungi; Ascomycota; Eurotiomycetes; Verrucariales; Verrucariaceae
Exons: 4
Coding region: 1-3606 (1201 amino acids)
Biological process (GO): positive regulation of transcription by RNA polymerase II; nucleoside metabolic process
Cellular component (GO): nucleus
Molecular function (GO): transcription cis-regulatory region binding; catalytic activity; protein binding
Source: RefSeq, a predicted model, not a curated record
AUGGCCCAUAUAUCGCCACAUCUUAACAACUCUGAAUACACCGUUGGAUGGAUCGCAGCCUUAUCGCAUGAAAGGGCCGCUGCUGAGGCAAUGCUCGACAAGAAGCAUCCCCCGCCCCAGCACAAGCACACGAAUGACGACAACAUCUACACCCUAGGCUCCAUCAACGCCCCAAACGGCGAGCACAAUGUGGUCAUUGCCAGCCUUCCACCCGGCCGAUACGGGACCACGCCCGCCGCCAAAGCUGCUAUGCAAAUGCUCUCCAGCUUUCCAGCUAUAAAAUUCGGACUAAUGGUCGGGAUCGGCGGUGGUAUCCCGAGCAAUGACAACGAUAUCCGGCUGGGCGACGUUGUGGUAAGCAAACCGAAUGGCACCUUUGGAGGCGUUAGACAAUAUGAUUGCGGAAAAACCACUGCCCGCGGUUUUAAGGAGUAUGGCGCAUUGAACUCCCCGCCUUGGGUUCUGCUCAACGCGAUGGGCGCUCUUGAAAGCCAACAUGACACAAGAGGGAGCGCGAUACCCAACAUACUGGAUGCCAUGUACAAGUUUUAUCCGCUGAUGGCCAAACCGCGAAAAGGGCCGGGCUACAUCUAUCAAGGUGUAGAUCAUGAUCGGCUGUUUCACCCAGAUUAUGAGCAUAUAAGCAGCAAGAACGACUGUAAUGAGUGUGACACCGAGCAGGAGGUGGUACGCUUAGAACGCCCCGAUCGAGAUCCUUUUAUCCACUACGGCACUAUCGCUUCUGGCAACCAGGUUGUCAAGAAUGCACGAAAACGGGACCAGAUGUUGGAAAAUUGUCUCUGUUUUGAAACGGAAGCUGCCGGAUUGAUGAAUGAUUUCCCUUGUCUUGUCAUCCGUGGCAUCUGUGACUAUUCCGAUACCCAUAAGAACGAUCGGUGGCAAAGGUACGCUGCAGCUACAGCAGCAGCAUACGCGAAGGAGCUUCUUCAGAUUACAGAUGCCGCGGACAUCAAAAGCACACCAGAGGCGCGCGGGGUCAUGCAUGAACUGCAGGAAAUCAAGUCAAUCACAAAAGGACUUGCCCUCGAUAGAGAACAGCAACAGCUAGAUCGAAGGCUGCAGGAGAUAUUCAAAUGGCUGUCUCCCCUUAGCCCUUCAGCCCGGCACUCCGAGAACCAAAAGCAGCGCGUUGAAGGUACGGGUAUGUGGAUGCUUGAAGACCCUAAAUAUCUCGAUUGGUCGUCAAAGACACCAAAGUGUCAAACACUAUGCUGCUAUGGAGACCCAGGAGCUGGGAAAACAAUUAUCACAUCUCUUGUAAUCGAUAUGUUGGGAGAACACGUGGCCCUAGGAUCGAAAAUAGGGUUGGCAUACAUGUACUCCGACUAUAGAGACCAGAAACAACAGACGACAGAGAAUACUUUAGGUGCAGUCCUGAAGCAACUAUUAGGACUUUUACCCCAUAUUCCAGUGGAUGCUCUGAAACUGUACGAAGAACAGGUCACGCAAAUGAAACCACUAAAGUUGACAGAAGCAAAAAAUUUUCUCCAAAUAAUCUGUGCGCAGUUCAGCAGAGUAUACGUUUGCCUAGACGCACUUGAUGAACUAUCAGACCUACGAGGCCUUUUGGAAUGUCUAAGUGACAGACCUCCCUCCAUGCAAUUAUUCAUUACCGGCCGUCCUCAUGUCCGGGAAGCUAUCCAGAAAUACUUCAAGGAAGAACAAAGCAUUUACAUUGAAGCUCACAGAAGCGAUAUUCGACGAUAUAUCGAACAUGAAAUUGGUGGACCCAAUGAUGUUGAGCCUGAUGCUAUGGACAAGAAGCUGAGAAUGGACAUUCUUGAGAAAGUUGUCGACUCAGCUGAGGGAAUAUUUCUCCUGCCUACACUGCAAGUCCAUGCCGUCCUCCAGGCUACAACCAUACGCGAUCGUCAAGAAGCCUUGGAAACAUUGCCGUCGAAUCUUGGCGAGGCCUUUACUGGAACAAUGACUAGGAUAGAGCAGCAGCCGAAUGCACUGUCCAGGCGAGCAGGGAAGGUCAUUGCGUGGAUCCAUCUAGCGGAACAGCCGCUCACUGUUGAUGAGCUACUAUGCUCACUUGCAGUCAAGGAUGGUGACACCUCUUUUGACCUCAGGGGUAUCCCUGUUAGAGGAACAUUGCUAAACUGCUGUCAUGGCUUAGUUGUGACUGACCAGGAAACAUCCGCCGUCCGUUUAGUCCAUUACUCUCUUGACGAAUAUCUGCGUGGGCAAGACCAGAUAUUCGGUCUCACCAAAGCGCAAUGGCACAGCAAAAUCGCAUGUACAUGCCUUACCUUUCUCAACUUCCCAUCUUCGACAGGCAGAAAAGCAUCGGAUGAAAGCGAUAUGAAAAUAUCGAUUUUGUCCUACGCCGCUACGCAAUGGGGCAACCACCUUCGAAUGAGCGAAGACUUGCCAGAUGCACCUUUGGACCUUGCCAAAGAAUACCUUAACACCAGGUCAAAAAUUGACUUCUUGAGCUUCAGACUAUUGCGCGAUGUCAUGUACCCAUAUGUAUCCAUCCGUACUAUUUCGCCUGUUAAUAUAGCAGCUUUCUUUGGUAUUGCAAGAAUCAUGUCCGACCUGAUUUCGGCUAUGAGGGACUUUGACUCCAAAGGUGCAUACGGUCAGACACCACUGUCAUUAGCUGCACAGAAGGGUCAUAAGGCAGUAGUGAAGCUAUUGAUAGAGAAUGGUGCUACAGUGGACUCGGUGGAUACUAAAUAUGGCCAGACACCGCUGUCAUAUGCUGCAGAGAACGGGCAUAAGGCAGUAGUGAAGCUGCUGAUAGAGAAUGGUGCUGUGGUGGACUUAGUGGACAAACAUAACCAGACACCGCUGUCACAGGCUGCAGAGAACAGGCAUGAGACAGUAGUGAAGAUGUUGAUAGAGAAUGGUGCUACAGUGGACUCAGUGGAUACUAAAUAUGGCCAGACACCACUGUCAUAUGCUGCAGAGAACGGGCAUGAGGCAGUAGUGAAGCUGCUAGUGGAGAAGGGUGCUAUAGUGGACUCAGUGGACUCAGAUGGCCAGACACCGCUUUUAUGUGCUGCAAAGCGCGGACAUAAGGCAGUAGUGAAGCUGCUGAUAGAGAAUGGUGCUGUGGUGGACUUAGUGGACAAACAUAACCAGACACCGCUGUCACAGGCUGCAGAGAACGGGCAUGAGGCAGUAGUGAAGCUGCUAGUGGAGAAGGGUGCUAUAGUGGACUCAGUGGACUCAGAUGGCCAGACACCGCUUUUAUGUGCUGCAAAGCGCGGACAUAAGGCAGUAGUGAAGCUGCUGAUAGAGAAUGGUGCUGUGGUGGACUUAGUGGACAAACAUAACCAGACACCGCUGUCACAGGCUGCAGAGAACAGGCAUGAGACAGUAGUGAAGAUGUUGAUAGAGAAUGGUGCUACAGUGGACUCAGUGGAUACUAAAUAUGGCCAGACACCACUGUCAUAUGCUGCAGAGAACGGGCAUGAGGCAGUAGUGAAGUUGCUGAUAAAGAAUGACGCUGUAGUAGACUUAGUGGACAAUUUGGGUCAGACACCGCUGUCAUAUGCUGCAUGGAACGGACAUAAGGCAGUAGUGAAGUUGCUGAAGGAGAGUCAAAGCAGAAAGAGGAGGAGAAUGAAUUAG